Messenger RNA from Pleurotus ostreatus (oyster mushroom), 864 nucleotides. RefSeq lists its product as uncharacterized. The transcript is spliced from 7 exons. NCBI's taxonomy places the organism in Eukaryota, Fungi, Basidiomycota, Agaricomycetes, Agaricales, Pleurotaceae. The coding region runs from base 1 to 864 and encodes 287 amino acids. The record is from RefSeq and is a predicted model, not a curated record. Gene Ontology annotation, biological process: pseudouridine synthesis. Gene Ontology annotation, molecular function: pseudouridine synthase activity; RNA binding.
AUGUCGUUCCGUUCUUCCUCAGGAGCUCUGAGACAUGUUGCAUACAUCGACAGAGGCGUCAUUCUCCUCAACAAACCCGCUGGACUAGUUUGCCAGGCGCAGCUUCCUAAGAACGCGUCCCCAGAGUCGGUGACCGACGAAAAUCAAUUUGACUACCUUCUCCAAGGUCUCAAAAAUAGUCUGAACCUACCGGAUGGCCCAUUUCCCGUCCAUCGGUUGGAUAAGUGUACAACGGGGUCUCUUCUCUUGGCCCGCUCGCCUUCCAUGGCCCGAGACCUCUCACGGCAAUUUAGUCAACGAACCAUUGACAAAUACUAUCUAGCCAUAGUGAGGGGCGGAAAGGCGUCCUUCCCUGGAGGAGAAGGUACCGUCGAAGCUGCGCUGCAGUACAAUGAUGGCCGAGGCUCAUUGAGCUCAUCAACGAAGGCGAGUAACUCAGUGACGAGCUGGAAGCUUCUCGCUUCAUCUCCUGUAGCUCCUUUGAGCCUCAUUCAACUCAAAUUACACACUGGUUUGAAACAUCAACUUCGAAUACACAUGGCGCAAUGCCUCCGAGCACCAAUACUUGGCGAUGCUCUUUAUUCCUCCACAGAUUCUUCAAAGUCCAUCGGGAAGAGUAUUAGUCUCCCCAAGGAUCGUGUCCUUUUACACUCUUCCUUCCUCGAAUUCGACCGAUUCAGGAAAUCAGGUCCAAACAAGCACCUCCGACUUGGCCUAAGAUCGCCACUACCCAAUGAUUUUAUGAAGCUUUGCUCCGACUUAUCAAUUCGUAUUGAUCCAGAAUAUGCACGCGGCGGCAUCUAUGUAGACGGUCAUCGAAUUGACGGACCACUAUUAUCGGAUCUAGACGGUCGAUGGUUCUGA